AUGCUGAGGCUUCAAAACAUUAAUAGAAUAAAUCACGUUCAUCGAAAUCUAUUAAAUGAAGAAAAAAAUAAAAUAAACGUUUGUGUAAAUGAGUAUAAGGAUAUCAUAUGGAAUAAUAAUAGUAAAACUUGCAAGAACAAAUAUAAAAAUAUCAAUAACCUACAUAACAUCAUUAAAAGUAGUAUAUUAAAAAAUUAUAAAAAUGUUUAUUUUUAUAAAAAUUUGUUAAGAGUUGCUGAAAAUAGAAAAAAUGAUUUUAGCUUGCAUCAAAUAAAUAUAAUUAUAAAAUCAUUGAUAAAAGCGAAAAUAUAUAGAUAUUCGUUAUUUAAUUCUUUUGAAAUACCCAUUUUAAAAUAUAUAAAUUAUUUAAAUACCCUAAUUAAUGAUACGAAAAAUAACAAUAAUUUAAAAUAUAUUAAUGAAUUAUAUAAAAAUCUACAUCUAAAUGAAGAAAGAUAUAAAUCCAAUAAAGAGUGUAACUUAAAUUCUUGUAUUAUUUCUGAUCAAUUUAAUAUUUUGGUUGAUAUUUUUAAAAGUUAUAAUUACAUAAAUUAUAAGUAUGAUUAUUUUUAUGAAACAUUAUUUUUCUUUUUAACUAAAAAUUAUAUGUAUUUGAAUAAUGGAAAAAGGUUAUUAGAUAUAUGGAUGAUUUAUUUAAAUAGAUUUUUAUGUAAUGAUGUAAUAUUUCUACAAAACCGAAAUAAUCUUUUUAAUAUUAAUCAAGUUCACACUUUAAGGAAAAACAAAAAUUUCAAAUUUUUUAGGUUGUAUAGACACAAAUAUACGUAUAACAUAAAAAUGAAAACAGUUUAUAAUUACACUAUUAUAUCUAAGAAAAAAGUAAAUAAAAUAGGAAAAAAAACAUGUUAUAGUAGUAUUUUUUGCAAAAAUAAUAUUUUUAGUAUUUGUAAAUAUGUAACAAUGAUUAUUCUGAGAAAUGAAAAAUUAUUUAGAUAUAAAAAUAAAAAUAUUAAUAAAAUUAAAAGUUUUUACAUAUCUAAUGGAUAUAUGUAUAAAAUAAGGAAUUCAAAUAUAAUAAUGAGUAAUUUAUCAGUAAAAUAUCUAAUUAAAAUUAAUUUUAUUAAUAACCUUGCUUUUUUAAAAAAAAACUAUUUUCCUAAUGAAUUAUUAAAUAAUAUUAAUUUUCUUCAAAAAUUAUCAACUUCUUUAUCUGAAUUUAAUAUGAAAUCUAUUCUUUUUAAUAUAUAUAUAAAAAAAGUAAAGAAACUUAAUGAAGCUAGCAAAACAAAUAACAAUUUUUUAAUUGAAAAAAAAUAG
Messenger RNA from Plasmodium relictum, 1278 nucleotides. RefSeq names its product conserved Plasmodium protein, unknown function. The transcript has a single exon. The coding region runs from base 1 to 1278 and encodes 425 amino acids. NCBI's taxonomy places the organism in Eukaryota, Apicomplexa, Aconoidasida, Haemosporida, Plasmodiidae. The record is from RefSeq and is a predicted model, not a curated record.